GUUUGCUGUAACAACUCCACAACAACAAUAGUGUCUCGCAGUUUGUAAGUAUGAUAAUAUAUAUGCUGCAUUUAAAAUCUUAAGGCAAAAUGACGUCCACAACACUAUUGUCAUCAAGACUGCUUUCCUUGUUUAAGAAUGGACAAUGGAAAGAAGAGGAUGUUGUUAAACUGUUUACAGCCCUCGUCAAAGAGUUUAAUGACACAAAUGAGGAUUUUUACACAUGGAUGAAGAAAAUCCUUUAUAAAGUGGAGAUUCACAAAAUCAAAGCAUCUGAAUUGACUUUAUCAAAUAAUGAUCAGUUUGUGGAUCACGUUGCUGUCAGAAUUAAUGACAUCAUCAAAAAUAAUGAAGAGAAAACACUGGAUGAGAUUAUGAAGGAAAUCUCUGAACAAAAAGUUAUUGAUGAACAUGUUAUGGCUGAAGUGAAAGAUAUUGUUUUAUCUGUGUCCAAAUGUCUGUCAUCUUCCCCAGCACCACACCUACAAGAAAAAAAACAAAUUUUGUUUAAACUCUGCAAAGCAGUGGAAAAAACAUGGAAAUUUAAACCUCGACUGACUCAGAUGGUGAGCUGGUGCCUUCUUGUUCUUUCUGAGUCCAGUCAGCUUGUUCAGGUUGGAACAGGAGAAGGAAAGUCGUGCAUUGUGGCAAUGUUUGCUGCAUAUCAGGCCAUGAUAGGAAAAACUCCUGACAUAAUCUCCAGUUCUCCUGUACUUGCUGAAAGAGAUGCAAUUGAAUGGUCACCCUUUUAUAAGGAACUGAGUAUCACUGUUGGUGUCAACACAAACAAAACCAAAGACAGCAACCUGAAGAAGUGUUAUGAAUGUCAGGUGGUCUAUGGUACGACUGAGAGUUUUGCUGGAGAUUAUCUGAGACAGCGCUUUCACAGAAAGGAUGUGAGACCUAAUAGAGAGUUUCAAUGUGUGAUAGUGGAUGAGGUGGACUCUCUGAUGUUGGACAAAGGUCUUGAUAUGGUUUAUUUGAGCACUGAUGUUCCUCUCAUGGAAUCAUUGAAUGUUAUACUGGCUGAAAUCUGGUACGCUGUUAACCAGCUGAAGCAUUUAGACACUGGAGAGAUUUUAGGUCCUAUUCAACAUUUGUCUAAGAUUUUGUCAGAAAGGAUUCUUGAAAAUGAUAAUAUUGAUCAACUCAAGGUUGUGCAAGCAGCUGUGAAUGCUGGAAUUCUUCCUACAACAUCCACCAUACAGAAGCAAGAAGAUGUGAAAAAUGUUUUAAAACAACUAGAUAAUGCAAGUAUAAUCCAAAUUGUGGAAUUUUUGACAAUGUUUGUGAGAAAUUUCCCUGAAUAUGACCUUAAACUGUACCUCCAAGAGCCUGAUGGGAAGAUACGAAAAAUUAAUGAAACUAGCACUUUAGGUGUAAAUACGAGACAAGAAGUACAUCUUGUUCUUCUAGGAUGUGGACAGUGUCGUCUUGUGUACUUUAAGGAGGAACUUAUAGUUAAAUCAUUGGUGGGAAGUCUUAAAAAAGGAUAUCUGUCUGCAUUAAAGAAAAAACGAAAUGUAUCUUGUAUCCCUGGCCUUAGAGACCUCAUUGAUGGCAAGAUGCAAACUUGGAUUGAAAAUGCUCUUAAAGCCAAAAAUAUUUCUCUUGGGCAUGAAUACAUCCUUCAUAAAGAUGGACUUGUUCCUGUAGAUUACAGAUGUACGGGUGUCGUGCAGAAUAAUAUGAAAUGGGGGGAAGGACUUCAGCAGUUUCUUGAGAUGAAACACCAAACUAAGCUGUCCAACAUGACUCUUAUAACAAAUUUCAUGUCUAAUGUGGGCUUAUUCCAGAAAUACAACAACAACAUCUAUGGGAUUACAGGAACCUUAGGAGACCAAAAAGAGCUUGACAUGCUGAAAGAGAUCUACAAAGGCAUAAAGGCUUGUAAAAUCCCCUCAUUCAGAUGUAGGAAACUUUAUGAGUUGGAAGGCUUGGUAAUACCUGAAGAGAAGGAUUGGAUCCGGAACAUCUGUAAUGUUGUAAAGGAACAAGUGUCCUCCACAGACUAUAGAGGGCCAAGAGCAGCACUGGUUAUCUGUGAAACCAUCAAUCGUGCAGAAAUGUUGUAUAAGGAUCUUGAUGGCACCAUCUUUAAGGGCAAACUAAAACUCUACAUAAACAACAACAUGAAUAACUCGCCUAUAGUGGAUCAAACAGUUCAACCGGGUGAUGUCAUCAUUGCGACUAAUCUAGCAGGUCGAGGCACAGACUUAAAGGUCUGUGACAGCGUUAAUGAGGCUGGAGGUUUGUUUGUGUUGCAGACCUUCUUGCCCCUGAACGUCCGUGUAGAACAGCAAGCCUUUGGUCGAACUGCACGUCAAGGAAGUCCAGGAUCUGCUCAACUCAUUGUGUGCUGCAGUCAUUUCUCAGACUCAGUCAAACUGAUUAUGGUCUUAAACACAUCUCUUGCCAGUUUACUUAGCUGCCUGGAUUUUCUAGAUACCUUUACAUGUGGUUUUACAGAGAGUCUAUUUGAGAGAGCUGUUAAUCGGUACAAAGAAAAUCCCAGUUCUCAAAAUCAUGAGAAAAUGCUCUCUGUCCUAACAGCGCUUUUAAACCUGGAAUCAUUCACAUUAGUGAAAAGUAAUCUGGAUAGAGCAAAAGAGGCCAGAAAUAUUGUGGUAAAGAUCAGACUCUCAAGAUUCUUAAAAACAGACAUUCCACAAAUUACAAAAAAGGAAGAGCUUUUCUCAGUCUACCUUGAGAUUUUGGACAACAUUUAUGAGAAUGAUUGUUUUUCUAAGGAACAUGAUGUCAUUGUGUCAUCUCUUCAUGAAUGCUGGGGUCUGUGGCUCCUAAUGAAUUUCAGUGAUGAAAAAUCCAUUGAUAUACUUAAGGAGCAAUUAAAGGUGCACUUGCAGAGUGCAAAGGAAAAACUUUUGCGUAAAGAAUCUCCAUCCUCUAUGGUUUACUAUUACAUCAGGUCUGGAAACAAACUCCGUCAGAAUGGACACAUUGCAGAGAGCAUUGAGAUGUACACUAAAGCUGUGGAGGAUGGGGAUUAUGGAGAGAUCAUCCCACACUAUAAUCGUGCAUUGGCAAUUAUAACUAAGAAAGACCCUGGCUAUAUUGCUCAAGCAUUGACUGACCUGGAUAAAGCUGAAAAGGCAAUAGAUUCAUACAAGCUACAUAUGGCUUACAUUCUGAAUUUGGUAAAAUUAUCAAGCCAAGAGUCAAAAGCAGAAGAUGAUACUUUGUUUACUAAACAGUUUCAAGUAAAGACUGAGGUUCUUGACCUACUGAAGAUCAACAUUCAAGAUGCUGUAAUGAAGCUGAAGAGUGCUGAAAGAUCAGGAAGAGAAGUAAAGCUGACUACAAAACAUGCACUAUUCCUGAUAGAACACAACUCUGUCUGUUCUACAACACUUCUGAUAGAAAUGCUUGUCUCUUCUCCAACACUUUUGAUAGAACUGUCAUUGGAACUUCAUCAUAUCAUAUCAUUGGGCCUUGACACAAUUUUCUCUCUGGACACUUUAUUUUCUGUCAGUGGAUUUUUGUCAAUGUUCUUAAGGUAGACUUUCACUUGUAUGAAGCACUUUACACAAUGAAGAAACAUUUGUAAUUGUUUUGUAAAUUAUAACAUUGUUUAAUAUCAUUCUUGUACAUAUUUAUUUUCUAUACCACUUAACCAACAGAUUCUCCAGUGCUCAGAGUUCUCUGUCCUGUAUAGACCAAUUUAGAGUAGACGUCACAGUUAGGUCACUGCAAGCUGCGCGCGCAAUGCGGUUGCAGAAAAACAGUGGAAAUGAAUUAGACACGAGUGAAACGAGCAAGAUAACUCACUAGAAAAUAUCAUGUUGUGCUGUUAAGUGUCAGAAUAGGAAUGCCAAAAAAGAUGGCUUUCAUUUUUAUAGAAUACCAUCGUCGAAGACACCAUUUGAAGAAAAACGUAGGUGUUUAUGUUUGCAAUAAGCCUUUAAACGGACAGACUGGAGCGAGGAAAUCAUCUGGAAAUCUAUUAAUAAUUAGAAUAGAAAAUAAGUAGAGAAGAUUUCCGGUGUUCUGUUGAAGUCUGUUACAUCUAUGUGUUUCUUAUAGGGUUUUUAUCACAUUAUGUUUAUAAUUUAUUAAGAAUUAAUGUUUUUUUUAUAGUGAAAAAGCAAUAAUAUCAAUUUUUUUUAAAUUUCAUAUUUUUUUCAUUUUCUAUUAUUUCUUUUUAUUUCCUUAUACCUUAGCUUA
This is a messenger RNA of Paramisgurnus dabryanus, 4185 nucleotides long. Lineage: Eukaryota; Metazoa; Chordata; Actinopteri; Cypriniformes; Cobitidae. The record is from RefSeq and is a predicted model, not a curated record.